AUGGGUACUUGCUAAAAUAUAUGUAAAUAAUAAGACAAUGAAAGAGAAUGUACAAUCUUGACUAAAACUAAAACCAAUAAAGGAUAAGAAUCAGAUAGAGAAUCUAAAACUGAUCCUUAUUUCUCUUAGUAAUUAUUUAUAAGAGAUGAUUCUAUUGCUGAAGAAAAUAAUUGUUACAUUUCCUAAAAACAACCUUGUUUUAUUAAAACUAAAGAAAUAGCCUUUGUAUAAACUCACACUGAUAGGAAAAAUCGAUUUGAAAACGAUAUUAAACUUGAAAUUAGAUAUAAAAUAUAAUAGAUGUAAUAUUAAUCAUAUUUUUAGAAAAUUGUAGGAAGAAGAAGAGUUAAGAAAUUUAUAAGAAUAAUACUUAUAAGAAAUUAAACAAAAAGAAGAAUAAGUAUAAAAAGAAUAAGUACUUGAUAACUAAUUUUCAUUCUAAAAUUCAAUGAAACAAUCUUUAUCAGAAUUACCUAAUAAUUAAUAAACAUCUAAUCCUUAUUUACCAAGAUAGACAUCUUAAUUUGCACCUAAAAAACCAGAUGUUGAUACUGUUUCUUAGAAAUCUUAAAUAUCUAAAACUCCAACAUAGAAAGAUUAACAAAUAUCUCCUAAAUCUGAAAUGAUGAAGAAGUCUGCUUUAAAAAAAAUUAUAAUUCAACGUGAAGAAUUAUAAAGUAAUAAUGCAAGUUAUGGAACAUAAAAAUCAGUUUAUUCUAAAAAAGUUAAAUAAUUAGAAGCUUUUGAAAAAAUGUUUAGUGAUUAUUAUUCAUAAGAUGAAAGAAGUCAAAGUGGUAGUCAUAAGACAUAAAAGAGUGUUAAAAGUAUUUUAAAAAAGAAUAAAUCUCUAUCUUAAAGAAGUAUAUCAAUGGGUAAAAAUUCAAUAAAAUCAACUCAUACUGUUUUUAAAAAUAGAAAUUAAAAAAAAGUACGAUUUUCUAAUGAUACUAAUUUUAAUAAUGAAAGAAAAGGACUUAAUAGGAUAAGAAAAAGUUGGUGGGAUUGGUGA
Molecule: messenger RNA, 1009 nt
Organism: Paramecium pentaurelia
Lineage: Eukaryota; Ciliophora; Oligohymenophorea; Peniculida; Parameciidae
Source: the annotation of a GenBank genome assembly